Messenger RNA from Colletotrichum abscissum, 1248 nucleotides. RefSeq lists its product as uncharacterized. NCBI's taxonomy places the organism in Eukaryota, Fungi, Ascomycota, Sordariomycetes, Glomerellales, Glomerellaceae. Gene Ontology annotation, molecular function: protein serine/threonine kinase activity. The record is from RefSeq and is a predicted model, not a curated record. The transcript has a single exon. The coding region runs from base 1 to 1248 and encodes 415 amino acids. Gene Ontology annotation, biological process: positive regulation of Ras protein signal transduction; protein phosphorylation.
AUGAGCUUGCGGUCAAUAUUAAGCGGCGGCCGAGUAAAGAAGCCAAAACCAAAGCCGAAGCCAUCAGCUUCGCCGCGGAAGAAUAGCGGGACAAGUAGCCCCCGUAAGUCUGCCGGCGGCAGGAGCAGCAGCGCCAAGAGGAAUACAACUACCCCAUCAGACGUCCAAGAUGACGACGGCGACUACGACGACGACUUCUUCCACGACAGGCUCGACGACGCAGGGCUCGUCGCGGCGCUGGCGACGGACAUGUCGCUGCGCGACGUCGUCCAGGCCAUAAAGUACACCCGCAGCCGCAUGUUCGGCCCCGUCCCCACGGAGGCGGCCGGCAUGAACUCCACGCGCAUCGCCGAGGUGCUCAAUUACCGCAGAGCCAUGCCGGGCAUAGUGACAACAUCGCACUUACACGCCCUCCUCGCCUCGCCCACGGCGGUGGAGCGCGAGGUCGCAGAGUUGCAGCGCGGCGGAGCGCUGCGCAAGAUCUACGUGCAACGCCGCGGCGGCCUGGGCGAGGCGCUGAUCCAGACGUCUGAGCUGGAGGACAUGAUUGCAAAAUCGGCGGAGCUUGACGACGACGCGAGGUCCGCGUAUGUCAAGUUCCUGAGAGAGAACCCGCUGGCGCAGACGAUGCCGCGACUGGCUUGCGGCGGCCAUAUACAGGCCGAUGCCCUGGUGCGGGCCGGGUUUCUUACAUCCAGCAUGCAUCCGCAGCACGUAAAUACACCAUUGAUGAACUUACACUUGCGGCCCGAAGACCGCGGUAGCUUGAUGAGCAUUCAAGCAGUCUCCCGCGCAGCAUCCGGAAGCUUCGACGCCGUGGGCGGACAAGGAGGAAUACACGCCGCGGGUGGUGGGGGAGGGGCGCCGCGUCUAUCCCGCGGCGCCGCCGCCGACGCGUCAUCCUAUUCGGGGGCCGAAUUCACCAUCGCGGUGCCCGGUAACGGGUCGUUUCUAAAACUGACCGCCGCCGCUGUGGAGCACCUGGCCCAUCUCCUGUCCAAGUCUCAAUUUAGGGAGAUGCCCGUGUCUAUGCUCCGGGAGCGGUGGGAGGGUGGCGUAGCCCGUGACGAGGCACGCCUCGCAAGGAGGGCCAGGGGAGAAUUCGCCGGCGUGCUGCCGGGGAGGACCAAACGAUGGAAGGAGUUUUACGGUUUGGAGUUCAACUGGGUGUUGGAGGAAGCCAUGGGCGCCGGUGUCGUGGAAGUCUUUGAGACACGGAGCGUAGGUAGGGGAGUCCGCCUCCUGUGA